This is a messenger RNA of Cicer arietinum (chickpea), 2739 nucleotides long. NCBI's taxonomy places the organism in Eukaryota, Viridiplantae, Streptophyta, Magnoliopsida, Fabales, Fabaceae. The record is from RefSeq and is a predicted model, not a curated record.
UAUUUUUAAUUGAUGAGAUUGAAAUUAAGUUUGGCAGUUGAGAAGCGUGGCAGUGGCGCAUCCCAAUCCGAUUCCGAACAAGAAGUGCGCAGAUCAGAUCUUACGAAAGAUGGUUCGAUUUAGAUUGAGAGCCUUAUCUGUCAUCGCAAUCGCUUUUCUUAUUCUAUUCCAAGAUAGACUCUCAACGCCCGUUUGCAAUAAUCCCGUUUUUCAAUUCGUUCAGGAACCUCAUGACUUGAAAGUCAUCUUUGUCGCUGACCUUCUUCUCUCUGGUUCUGAAUCUACUUACUUUAACCGCUUCUUCAGAGAUCAUUACAUGUCCAAAUUCUUUCGGAAAUCUUUUGAAACUUUGAAGCCUGAUUUGCUUAUUGUCUUGGGAGAUGUUUCUGCAAAAGGUUCAAAGUUAACAAAAAGCAGAUGGUUAUCGGUACUCCGUCAGUUUUACAAAAUGUUGGGGCCUUUCGUUGAUCUUCCAUUCCAUGCAAUUCUUGGUGAUAGGGAUAUUGGAGAAUGCAGUGAUCUUGAUGUGAAUAAACUCAAUUGGAUCGCUCGUAAGUUACCAGGAUUGGAUCCUUCUGGCUGUGGUGCUUUUGAGAUUGGUAAUGUCAGUUUUGUUUCGCUGAAUGCAGUGGCCUUACUUUGUGACAACAGUAGUUUACGUUUUGAUGUUGAAAAAGUAAUAGAGAGGGAAAGUUUAGAGCUUCGCAGGGAAACAAAGCCGGCAACAAAAACAUUGAAUCAUUCCACCUACUCUAGAGACUCAAACUUUAACUUCUUCUGGAGGGAGAGUGCUGUGUUAUCUGGAUCAGGUCCUGUUCUUCUGCUGCACUUACCUUUGGACCAAACAAGAAACAAGCACUAUGGUGGCAAUGAUGAUUUUGAAAGAUCUUCUAGCUCUUUCGUAGAAUGGUCAAAUGAGGUGACGAGAAACAGGGAGCUAUUUGGGACUGGCCUGUAUAAUAUACUUCAUACUCUCCCACGGAAUGCUUCUGAGUACAUUUUACAAGCUCUGAGGCCAAGUACAGUCUAGUGGACGGGAAUAAAUGCAAUAAAGAGAAGUUGCAAAUCCUUUGACAUGUCUCUCAAUAUUGUCUGCAGGAUUAUCUUUAGUGCUCACAGGUACACACUUUCUGAUCACGUCCAUUUCGACAAAACUCGAGAGAUUAGUGUCCCAGCAAUGUCAUGGAAUGCAAGAGAUGACCCUGGAUUUGUAAUUGCUACUUUCCAAAAGACAGGAAGAGCUCCGAGGCAGAAAGGUGGGUUGGUGCAAUCCUCACAAUUUUCUUCAGCUAAUUCUGCUGGACAGUCACUGCAAGGAAUGCAACAGGCCAUAGGGAUGAUGGGAUCGUCCAAUCUAGCACAACUGAGGGCUAAUGGAGCUCUUUAUGCUCAGCAGCAGCUCCGAAUGACUUCGGGCCAAAUCAGGCAGCAGCUCUCACAGCAGGCUUCGCUUAACAAUCAACAGAAUGGACAGCCUGCCAUGAUGCAUAACUCUUUAACACAGAAUCAGUGGCUUAAGCAAAUGCCAGCAAUGUCUGGCCCUGCCUCUCCGCUGCGUUUGCAACAACAUCAGAGGCAGCAGCAGCUGGCUUCAUCUACUCAACUGCAACAAAACUCUAUGACCCUGAGCCAACAGCAAUUGUCCCAGUUGAUGCAGCAGAAAUCAAUGGGGCAGCCUCAGCUUCAUCAGCAGCAGCCAUCCACACAACAGCAACAGCAACAACUUCUACAGCAGCAGCAACAACAACAAUCACAACUACAAGCAUCUGUUCAUCAGCAGCAACAGCAGCAGUCUCCAAGGAUGCCAGGACCUACUGGCCAAAAGUCAUUAAGUUUAACAGGAUCGCAGCCAGAUGCUACUGCAUCUGGCACAACUACACCUGGCGGAAGUUCAAGUCAAGGAACCGAAGCAGCAACAAACCAAGUACUUGGAAAGAGAAAGAUACAGGAUUUAGUUGCUCAGGUGGAUCCACAGGGUAAGCUGGACCCUGAAGUUAUAGAUCUUCUUUUAGAGCUUGCUGAUGACUUCAUUGAUUCUGCAACUACACACGGUUGCAAUUUGGCAAAACAUAGAAAAUCAUCAACUUUGGAGUCCAAGGAUCUAUUGCUACACCUAGAGAAAAAUUGGGAUUUGACAAUUCCAGGAUAUUCAAGUGAAGAAAAGAAGUGCCAGAGUAGACCUCUGUCCAAUGACCUUCACAAGAGGCGGCUAGAUGCAGUCCGCACAUUGAUGGAAUCUUCUUCACGCCCUGAAUCAAGCAUUAACAAUUCUAAAGAUAUGAGUAGACAAGGCCAUCCUAACCCUGUAGGUUCCCAUCAUCUAAUGAGACCCCUGAGUUCAGAUCAGUUGGUUUCUCAUUCAACUGGUUCCCAAAUGCUACAGCAGAUGACGAGGUUUUAAUAAACCUCUCUGUUUCUGGUCUUCCCUCUACUAGGUCUAACCUCCUGUCUGCUGGUCUGAAAGAGAAUCAAGAGAUUGGUUGCUGUAACUGAUUAGCAUUGAAGACAAAUUGUAAUUAUUUUGUAUUUAUUUAGACAUGAGAAUUAGUUGCUAAAGGAUCCCAUCAAUCGACUUCCCUGCUCCUUCAAUAGUAAUUUAUUUUUCACAGUUUGACCCAAAUAAUGGAUUUGUAAUGGCCAUUGGUGCCUAUAAAUUCAUUUGUAGUUCUUCGAAUUUUCUUGUAUACUUACUCUCUAUUUAUUGUAUAAAUUCAUUUGUAAAGCUUUUCAAUUUUGAAA